GACGGGGUGGGGUCAGCAUUGGCUCCUCCAGCUGGUGCUUGGUGCUGGGUGAAAGUGAGUGCGGGGCUGGGGGUGGGCGCAUUGGUGCUGGCAGAGUGGCGAGCAUGCCGAGGCCGGGGCCGGACCAGCCCUGACGGCCUGCGGGCUGUGCAGGGGCUAGGGCCGCGUUCUGCGGAGUAGUGCGCAGCUCCCGACCGCCUACUCCUGGCACCGAGACCCGAGGGCCGCCGGACGCGGUCCUUUCACCACUUGCUUCUGGAGCUGCGAGGGCGAUUCUGGCGCGGAGGCCCGGAUCCGUGCGGCAGUGAGGGACCCUGGGUUCCUCCCGCCGUGGGCUUUCGCCGCUCUGCCUUCUCUUCCUGCCCAUCCCUUAGGAAGGACCCCACAGGAAGGAAGGAGAAGGCAAUGGCUGCUGGGCUGCUACCAUGGGGGGCUCAGUUUCAGGAGUCAGCGACACUCAAGGAUGUGUGUGGAUUUCACCUGGGAAGAGUGGAUUCCUCUAGCCUGUGCUCCGAGGAAGUUGUGUGGGAACAGGACACUGGAGAACUACAGGAGUGUGCUCUUGCUGGACUGGCAGACAAGACUUGAAACCAAAAAGACAACUCCAAAGCCCAACAUUACUGAAGAUUUAUCCUAUCUGGUAAUAAUGGAAAGGGAAGGUCUCUGGCAUUCUUCUUUAGGGGAGACUUGGGAACAUGAUAAUUGGUUAGAGGGGCAACAGAAAAACCCAGAUAGACAUCUGGGUGAAGUGGCAAUUACCCAUAAGGAAACCCUCACUGAGAGGAAGGUAUGUAGAGGUAAUGAAUUUGGAAGAUGUUCCAGUCAGGGUUCAAUCAUUGAUAUACAACAAAGUAUUCCUAUGGGAAAAAGGUCCUGUUAUCAAAAUUCACAUGGAAAAGAUAUUAAACAAAAUUCUGAAUUAAUUAAGAUUCAAAGAAUGCUGAUAGGAAAGAAAAUCUAUGAAUGUAAUGAAUGUGGGAAAGCCUUCAGCCAGAGCUCAUCCCUUCUUAAGCACCAGAGGAUUCAUACUGGGGAGAAACCCUAUAAGUGUAAUGUAUGUGGGAAGCACUUCAUUGAACGCUCCUCCCUUACUGUACAUCAAAGAAUUCAUACUGGAGAGAAACCCUACAAAUGUAAUGAGUGUGGGAAAACCUUCAGUCAAAGCAUGAACCUUACAGUUCAUCAAAGAACUCAUACUGGAGAAAAACCAUACCAGUGUAAAGAGUGUGGAAAAGCUUUCCGUAAGAAUUCAUCCCUUAUUCAACACGAAAGGAUUCAUACUGGUGAGAAACCUUACAAAUGUAAUGAGUGCGGGAAAGCUUUUACCCAAAGUAUGAAUCUCACAGUGCAUCAAAGAACUCAUACAGGAGAAAAACCCUAUGAAUGUAAUGAAUGUGGGAAGUCUUUCAGUCAAAGUAUGCAUCUUAUUGUACAUCAGAGAAGUCAUACUGGAGAGAAACCCUAUGAGUGUAGUGAAUGUGGAAAAGCCUUUAGUAAGAGCUCAACUCUUACCCUGCAUCAACGAAAUCACACUGGAGAAAAACCCUACAAAUGUAACAAAUGUGGGAAAUCCUUUAGCCAAAGUACAUACCUUAUAGAACAUCAGAGACUUCAUUCUGGAGUAAAACCUUUUGAAUGUAAUCAGUGUGGAAAAGCUUUCAGUAAGAAUUCAUCUCUUACUCAGCAUCGGAGGAUUCAUACUGGAGAGAAGCCUUAUGAGUGUGUUAUAUGUGGAAAGCAUUUCACUGGGCGAUCAUCCCUUACUGUACAUCGGGUUAUUCAUACUGGAGAGAAACCUUACGAAUGCAGUGAAUGUGGAAAGGCCUUCAGCCAGAGUGCAUACCUUAUUGAGCAUCAAAGAAUUCAUACUGGUGAGAAACCCUAUGAAUGUGAUCAGUGUGGCAAAGCCUUUAUUAAGAAUUCGUCCCUUACAGUACAUCAGAGAACUCAUACAGGAGAGAAACCCUAUCAGUGUAAUGAAUGUGGGAAAGCAUUCAGUCGGAGUACAAACCUUACACGACAUCAGAGAACUCAUACGUGAGGAAAGUUUUCAUCAGGCCCUUUACCAUGGUUAACUUUUCAGUGAUAAUUAGAUAAGUCAUGUAAUGUAGAAAUUGAAUAAAUGUGAACAUUUUGGGAAUCUUUUGGUUGAUGUAUAUUGUAUCAUGUCAGAUGAUACAGACCAUUGCAGAGAAACCAUAAAAAAGUGGAAAAUCUUAAUUCAGAAAGUAAAACUUUGUAUCAGAAGGUUUAAUAUUCUAAAGAACAAGGAUUCAUGCUGAAGAUAAGUUCUGUUAUAUCAUAUUGCAGAUUCUCCUUUAGUUAUCAGAGACUUCACAGUGGAGAGGAAAUGUGAGAGUGCUUCACUGGACAGCUGAAAGAUCUGGAAUGUACUCUGAUCUGUCACUAACUUGGAAAAGUCACCUACUCUUACCAGGUCACAAUGUCCUUAUUUGGUAAAAGGGUUUUUGGAUUUAGAAAGUCUUCAGGAUCCCUGUGAGCUCUACAAAGCAACAAACCUAUAAAUAUAAUGAAUGCUGGGACAUCCUUAAUCUUUUACCAUGUUAUAUAUGUUAUUAGAUGCCCCUGUUUUACAACCUAGUUUCCCUCAGUGUUGUGUGUUAAAAUUCUCUACCUCUACCAAACUUUUUAUUUCUCCAUGUUCCCCCUUCUCCCUGCAUUAUUCUGUCGCCUAAAAUACAGGCUGGUUGCUAACAGAUGCUGGGAUACCUGUACAAAUCUUAAUGCAACAGCAUGGUGUUUUGAGUUCUCAACAGCUAUUAAAUUGUUAAAUAAGCUAAUUAUUUUUAAAUAUAGUGUUUACAUAGGAUUCAAAUACGUAUCUUUGUAUCAUACUGUAUUGAAAUGGAAAGAAUAGGCUAGACACUAAGACAUGAAAAAUUGACAUAUUAAGAAAGUCUUUGUAACUCAAAACAUAUUCAGAACAAUCUUACAGAGAUUUUAUAGUUCUAUAGAUAUGAUAGUAGAACAACUUUUAUUUAUUUCACAUACAUUCAAUAAGUGCUAAAUAUGUGCUAAGAUGAUUAGAAAAUCAAAGAAUGUGCUAUAGCACUGGCUGGUGUGGCUCAGUCGUUGAGUGCCAGCCUGUGAAUCAAAGAGUCAAAGGUUUGAUUCCCAGUCAGGGCACAUGCCUGGGUUGUGGGCCAGGUCCCCAGUAGGGGGUGUGCAAGAGGCAGCCACACACUGAUAUUUCUCUCCCUCUCUCCCUCCCUUCCCCUCUCUAAAAAUUAAAUAAAAUCUUAAAAAUAA
This is a messenger RNA of Artibeus jamaicensis (Jamaican fruit-eating bat), 3270 nucleotides long. It is a transcript of the gene ZFP2, whose product is annotated as ZFP2 zinc finger protein. The transcript is spliced from 4 exons. Gene Ontology annotation, cellular component: nucleus. Bases 464 to 2041 code for a protein of 525 amino acids. Gene Ontology annotation, biological process: regulation of transcription by RNA polymerase II. NCBI's taxonomy places the organism in Eukaryota, Metazoa, Chordata, Mammalia, Chiroptera, Phyllostomidae. The record is from RefSeq and is a predicted model, not a curated record. Gene Ontology annotation, molecular function: RNA polymerase II cis-regulatory region sequence-specific DNA binding; DNA-binding transcription activator activity, RNA polymerase II-specific.